This is a messenger RNA of Cydia amplana, 2778 nucleotides long. RefSeq names its product SCY1-like protein 2 (gene bma). Gene Ontology annotation, molecular function: protein kinase activity; ATP binding. Bases 48 to 2597 code for a protein of 849 amino acids. The record is from RefSeq and is a predicted model, not a curated record. The transcript is spliced from 16 exons. Gene Ontology annotation, biological process: protein phosphorylation. Lineage: Eukaryota; Metazoa; Arthropoda; Insecta; Lepidoptera; Tortricidae.
CGGAACCCUCACGCUCUGACCCGUUGGGCCGACGCCUCGGCUCCGGCAUGGCGGGCAUCAUAUCCAAGCUGAAGAGCGUGAGCACACAGAACCCACCGCAGCUGGAGAGUAACCCGAUCAUGCAGUACUUCGAGAUCGGCAAGGAGAGCAGCAACGCGGGCCCCGGGCUCGUGUGGCGCGUUCACGACGCCUACAGGAAAAGUGACGGGAAGGAAUGCUCAGUAUUCAUAUUCGACAAGCGGAUCGCUGAGAAACUGUACAAGCCGAAACGCAAGGAGAGCAUGCUCGACCGCCUCCGAGCAUGCGUAGCCCUGCUUGAAAAGCUGCGCCACCCGAAGAUGCUGCAGAUCAUUCACUCGCUCGAAGAGGGCCACAACACCAUCGCCUUUGCCUCUGAACACGUACUUGCGAGCCUGCACAACAUACUCGCCUGGCAUGAGUCAACUCCGGUGGUGCCGGGCGCGCAGCCGCCGGUGCUUCCGCACCCGGUGUCGCUCGGCCCCCCGGGCAUGCAGAGCCCCCAGGUGAACGCCGCCCCGCAGCGGCCACCCUACGCCAAGGAAUACUUCUUUUUGGACAUUGAGCUUCGAUAUGGAUUACUCCAGAUUAUCGAAGCGCUGCACUACCUGCACUACACGGCGCGCCAGAUCCACCGCAACGUGUGCCCACAAGUGAUCAUCGUUACCAGACGCGGCACAUGGAAACUUUUCGGCUUAGAGUUUAUCGAAAAUAUUCUUGGAGAUGAUCCCACAGAGAUGCUGACAGUUGCGCCGUGGUCUAUCAAAGUGGCCAAGAUUGCCCAGCCAAACCUUGACUAUUUGGCUCCCGAGGUGCAGACGAACGGCAACUGCAACAUCUUGUCGGACAUGUUCUCUCUGGGGCUGGUGAUAUGCGCGGUAUUCAACUCCGGAAAACCACUUAUACAGGCCAACAACAAUCCCAUGCUAUACGUCAAGCAAAUCGAAUUCUUGGACGAGCAAGUGAGCGCCGUGUUGCCGCGAGUGCCCGCCGCGCUGCAGGAGGCAGUGCAGAGGCUUCUAUCCCGCGACCCUCAUCCGCGUCCCACCACACAGCUGCUACCACUCAUUAAAUACUUCAAAUGCCAAAGCGAAAUCGCUAUCCAAGCCAUGCAGUUCCUUGAUGUGAUCACAAUGAAGGACCCCAACUCAAAAAGCAACUUCUACAGGCUAACUCUCAUCGACGCACUUCCAUACAUACCAAAGAAACUGCGCUGGCAGCUGGUUUGGCCGGCGCUGCAGCUGGAGGUACGCACCGCCGAGGUGCUGGCCGCCGUGCUGCAGCCCAUCAUCUGGCUCACCAACGAAGCCACCCCUGACGAGUUCAGCCACUAUGUUCUUCCCACCCUCAAGAAUCUGAUGAAUUCUCCAAAGAGCGUUCAGGCCUCAGUCACGGUCUUAGAGAAUUUGCACAUAAUUUUAAAGAAGUGCAAAAAGGAUGAGAUGAACAAUGAGAUUAUGCCUAUGCUCUACACAGCUUUGGAUAACAACACUAAUCAAAUACAGACUUCGUCUCUAAUUGCAAUGCAGAACGUAUCCGAUUACAUCGAGGAUAAGGCACUCCAUGGAAUUGUGCUGGGGAAGGUUAAAGUGCUAUUGGAAAAAAAUCAGAGUGAUGUUAAGAUAAUUAGCCUAAUCCUCGGAUUUUAUGAAAAGAUUUUAGUUAGAUUGGAAAGAAAUCAUAUUCUCGAGCAAGUGAUCCCUACUCUUCUGAGCAUGAGGUUGAGCGAUCCCGAUAUUAUCAACCGCGUUGUCCGGCUUUACAAGUCAAUGCUCUUGGAGAGGAAAUUCGGCUUAACAACGAACGUAAUGGCAACAAAGAUGAUCCCAUCACUGGCACCGCAAACAGUCAAUCCAGCGUUGAACGUUGAUCAAUUCACUAACCUAAUGGAGAUUCUCUAUGAUAUGUUGGACAACAUUGACAAGAACCAGCGCUACAAGUUGAAGCUGGACAGCUUGACUUUGCCAAGUCCCGAGCGGCAUCGUCCACUGCGACACCAGAUGAGCACCGACAAUAUGAACGUACCCCCCUUCAACAUCCCCAACUUGCGUGUAGAGCAGCGUAAGACCUCCAGCGCCGAAGACAUGGCACGCAAGAACUCUAUCGGUGGACAGAGUAUCGGCACGGGGAGUGUUGGUGGCGGCUUCAAGAGUACUGGAAUUGGGCAAUGGUUCUUUGGAUCGAGCAACUCCACAGCCGCUGAUAACAACUUCUUACGUGUGGCUAGCGCAUUUCCUAACCGUCGCCUCUCUGAUAACACUCUAAUGACCCCCAAAAUUCGUAUAGCACCCUCUUGCGCAUCGUCCCCCGGUGGCACUCCAGGGGGUAAUUCAGGAUUACCCACAAGACGCCAUUCCAGUAUUGGCCCUCAAGAACGUCGUGGGUCAGCAGUUAAUUUGUCGCCGCCUGCCGGCGGGUCUAUGCCGAAUACGUCGUCCAGCGUGCCGUUUCUGCUGACGUCAUCGAUGCAGUCGAUCCGGUCACGGCGGCCGUCGGCGUGCUUGAGUGGCUCGCAGGGAUCCGGCAUCUUGCAGCAGCUUAGCAGCGGCAUGUACCAGCUGUUUUCCGGGCGUACGUAAAGAGAGUUUCGAUAAAGAUAUAGCCGCGUAGCGUUAAAGCGAACGCAAUGAUAGCGGCGCCGUCGCGUGUCGCCGCGCCGCCGCGCCGCCUCGACGCUCCGCGGCCCCCACUUCACGCCCGUCUCGACACACUCAUCUCAUGUUAUUUAUGAACAGCACGUGCUCUGUGACAAUUAUCGUA